Messenger RNA from Diabrotica balteata, 4644 nucleotides. Lineage: Eukaryota; Metazoa; Arthropoda; Insecta; Coleoptera; Chrysomelidae. The record is from the annotation of a GenBank genome assembly.
AAUGACAAUUGACGGUGCUUUGCUUGUUCUUGCAAAUGAAGUGUGUUGGGAUUAAUAUUCUGUUGUACAAAAAGUGAAAGUAUAAUAAGUUUUUACAAAAAUGCUGUCAUGAUAGCAUUAAAAAAUGGAAUUUCUUCCAAAUAUAGAUUUAGAGGAGUUGGAAUCCAGUUUAUACAGUCAGUUGUACCACAGUAGUGAGAUACAGGAAGAAUCCAGGCUAAAUCUAAACCUGGAUGAUUCUUUAACAGAUAGUUCUGCAAACAAAAGCUAUCGUUAUUUUUUAAAUCCAUUAGAAGACUCUCUUAAUAUUUUUAAGGAGCAACAAUUUUCCUCUACACCAGCAAAUAACACCACAGAAAACAGUAUCUUUUCCAAUCAAGAUACAAGAUUGGAGUUACCGCAGCCGAAUUUCUUUUCCAUUACAUCUGAAAAUUCUCAAGGGAACGUAAAUAACCACUCUCCUCCAGCUCCAAAUGUAGAUAGUUUAUGCACAGAUCAAUCAAAAAAAUAUUCUAGAAAAAAACAAAAAAAGCUAAGACGAUCUAGAAGGUUACAAGAAAAGCAAGAGUUCGAGUUAAUUGAAAAGUUUGUUCAGCAACAACAACAGCAACAAAAUUCGGUAGUAAUAUACAUAUCGGAUUCAGAUUCUGACGAUUGCGUAGCAGUAGAUGAAUACAUGAUCGACAAAAGACAAAUAAAUACAAAAUUUCCAAAGAAGUACAACGAGUCAGAUGGUGGGCUACCGCCAGAGAGAGAUGAUGAUAUUAUUUUUGUGCCCCCACCACCAGUUGAAGUUAUUACGGUUGAUUCUGAUGAAACCAUUCCGUGUAACGUAGUCGACAAUAGUAUUAAAAAUGCUGAUUACACAGAAGAUUGUGCUUUGGUAGAAUUGGAUUCGUCAUUAAGUAACGAUUUUCUGGACACCGCAAAUGUUGAUCGUAAUUCACAAUUCAAUUUUGAUCUCCAUGGAUCUGAGUUCACCAAUAACGAAGUAAUGACCGUACAAGACACCUCGAAAUUAACUGAAUAUUGUGAAACUGAAAGUAGUUGUAGUACAAAUGAAAAUAGAAUUUUUUCCAAUACAGUCAAAACGAUCGUUUUUGAUGAAGUUGAAUUUCCGAAGGAAGCAAUUUUCAAUGAAAAAGAUUUAGAAAGUUUUGGCUCAUUCAUAGUUCCUAAAAGGACUUGUAAUAAACGAACUGAUUUGCCUAAUGAAGUAGAUAAAACUGAAAGUGCAGCAUUUGAAGUUGCUGACAUAUUAUCUGACAGUAACAGCUCAGAAAGUGAUUUUGAAACUAGUACAAACCAAAAAUCACAUGAUUUGCCUCAUUUAUCACCGAUGAUAACUUCAGACGCAAAUAACAAAAAAAAUAAAUGUAAUGCGAACGAGUUUUUUAAAGAUAAGGUGCCUGUAUUACAUAAAGAAGUGGUAGAAAAGAAAAAACGGAAAGAUUCUAAUAAUUCUUCGAGAAAGAAGAAAAGAGAUUCAGAUAACGAAACUAGUGAUAUUAAUUUUGGAAGUUGUAUUACCAGUACACCAAGUUGUUCAACCAUUAAUAAAAAGAAAAAACAUUCACAUCUUCAAAGCCAUGAGGGGGUCGUUUCUUCCAUUACUCAAACAAAUGAUAUUUUGAACGUCGUCGAUAAUGAUGCGGCCCUCUCACAAAAGCCAAAAAAGAAAAAAAAGAAAACCGCAUCAACAACAACAAAUUCAUUAAACACAGACACCUUAAAUGAAAAUAUAGAGUUUGUAAAUAUGGAAAGUGUUGAAUCCGGUAAUGUAGAAAAAAUAAAAACGAAACGAAAGAAAAGUAAUUCAGGUUCAAAAAUUUCUGAACAUGACAACACGGACAUUUUUCUGGAGAAAAGUAGUGGUGUUUUUGAUAAAUUUUUUCCAGAAACUGUAGAGCUUAAUGAAGUUAUGGAUACCAAAGAAACAUCCAAGAAAAAGCGAAAGAAGAGAAAAAAUUCAACGGAAUCUUCUUUCCGCAACGAAACAGUUCAAUUUGCCUCUGAUUUUAACAGCGAUAAAGAAGUUGCGAGUGCUGAAACUGCAAUGGGCUGUUCUAAUGUAGUUGAAUUUACGAAGUCAAAGAAAAAGAAAAGGCGAGAAUCUGUACUGUUAGUGCGUUUGGAACGAAGUGAUAUUGAACAUUUGGAGGAAUUAAAAGAUUUACAAGACAAAAACGUAGAUGGCAAAUCUAGUUUAAAACAAAAGAAAAAAACGAAAGAAACAACUUUAUCAAAAGUAUUGGAUAAUGAUUCUAAUCAACAACUAACCGAACCCCAAAGCUUAGGUAAUGAUGAUGAAAUAUAUUCCAAUGAACAUGAUGGGAGAAGAAAACAUUCACAAGAUAAAAACAUAAAUGACAAAAUAGAAUUAAAGAUGAAAAAGAAAACGAAAGAAACGGAUAUAUCUAAUACGUCGGAAACCGAUUCUGAGGAACAAUUAUCAACUUCUAAAAUGGUAGAAAAUAAUGAUGUAUCUACUCAUACUGCGAAGCCCAAAAAGAAAAAGAAAGAAGUCUCAGAAAUUUGUGAAGUGGAAUCUCAUGAACUCAUUAAAGAAAAUAUAGAUGUGGAUACUACCGUGUUAUUAAAACAAAAGAAGAAAAAGAAAGAAACAUCUAUAUGUGAAGACGGGGAACUGAAUUCUACCGAAAAAAGUAAAGAAUUGGAAAUAUCGAAACAAAGUGCAUCUAUUAAUACUGAAACGAAAAAUGCUUCAGCUGUUGUAGAAACAAACUCGACUCCAGAAAUUAUAGAGGUUCAGAAUAUUGAAGUCGUGGAUUCGGAAUUAGAUGUCGUAAAUCCCCAUAUUACUGUCUCUAGUGAAAAUCAGAUAUCUGAAAAACAAGCUGCAAUAGAAGAGGUAUCAGGAAAAAGUUUAGAUGGUUUUGUCAAUACAUUACCAAUAGAAUUAAGUAAUAUACCAAGCACUUCUAACAAAUCUAACGUCCCUGAUCAAAGUGAUUUAUUUAUAUUAACUACAGAUCAUGAGGAAUCUAGUAACAAUCAACAAAUUUUACUUGAAAAGCUACCUUUGGGUAAGGAUGAGAGCAUUAUAUGUAUUGAGUCUGAUGAUUCUGAAGAUAGUAGUGUAGAAACACUUUCUUCUGACAGUGAUAAUGAUUUUGAAGUUCUUGAUGAUAGUGAACAUGAUUUAUCGUUAAAUAUUAGUAAAGAAAGUAGUAAUGCAGGAACUAUUGAUGAAGAAAGUGCUUAUGACAGAAUUAUUCGAGAAGCUCGGUUGCCUUUACCAGAUUAUGAUAAUUAUUCUGUGGCAUCUGUUCAAAGUAAACAAUCAGACGAUCCUCAGAAAUGGAUGGUUUUGGCAAAGGAUAAAUUUAGUUACUUAAACCAAAAGAAGGUUGGACCAAGAUGUUACCGAUGCAGGCAUUUCGGUCACACAGGUGAUAGAUGUCCAGAUAAACCAAAUCCUCCACCUUGUAUAUUAUGUGGAGAAUCUGGUCAUCAAGAAGCUAGAUGUCCAAAUCAGAUGUGCCUUCAGUGUGGAAAUAAAGAGGAGUACAGCACAUCAAUCUAUUGUAGAAGAUGUUUUAGAUAUCGAGAAAUAAUAUGUAACCUGUGUAAAAUGAAGGGACACCUGGAAAAAUUUUGUCCUGAUUUAUGGAGAAGAUAUUAUUUAACAACCGAUGAAGGACCCAUGGUCAUAUCUCGUCUACCUACAAGACCCCGAAAUGAGCAAUGGUGUUCUGGUUGCGCAAGACAAGGUCAUUUAGAACACGAAUGCAAUCAGAAUAUCCGGAGUUUUCCCACUACUUCGCCUUACAUAAUGAGCUAUGAAGAUAUUUUAGAACACAACAAAGGUAUGCCGCCUGAAGAACCAUCAUCAAGGUAUCAUCAAAAUAUACCAGCUACAUCUACAUCUUCAGACUCUGGAAAUCAAUCUGCUAAUGUCUGCGAGCAAUCUUCCAGUAAUGAGAAUAUCGAACAUUCCAAAAUACCUUCAUUAUUGAGUAUGCCAAUGACGUUACCAAAUCAAUCAAUAAUUAAUAAUUUUACUCCCCCGAAUGUUACAAUUCGCGUUUCAAAUGAACCUUCAAAUAUUCCUUGUAAAGAAAUAAUUUUUCAGAUGAGACUUAAUUUUGAUAACCAAGUAAAUAAUCAUUUUAAAUUACCAGAUGAUGACAAAGAUCUUGAUGUCAAAGCCGUUAAACAUUUGAUAAUGUCCAUGCCUUCGCACGUUGUUAUCAAUUUUCUUCAAAAGGAAAUGGAUAUCUUAAAUAAUUGUAAUAUAGAUCCCAGACUUUUAAAAAGAAAAAUACAUAAAUUAGACCGACUGGUGGAUAGUAAAAAGAAAAUACCUAAAAAAGUACUUCACGAAAAAAAUUUUUGGUAUAAAUUAUUGAAUAUGUUUGUGUUCGGUUUGUAUAAGUAUAAAGAUGGUAAUCUUCAUACAAACUAUUUGAAUAGGUUUCUCUCACAGGCCAAACAUAUUAAGUUAGACCGAAAUAAGCGCACGACUUUGUUUAGCUCUUAUAACUACGUCUUUGGAUGUAACAAACAUUUGAAUGUGAAUUACUUUAAAAUAAUUAGGUUACUCAUUAAAAAACACUACCGAUAAUAUAAAGAAUGUUUAUAAUUGACUAUUUUUGACAAUAAAGAGAGGUUUGUUUUGGU